This is a messenger RNA of Octodon degus (degu), 3104 nucleotides long. RefSeq names its product KIAA1024 ortholog (gene Minar1). Gene Ontology annotation, biological process: negative regulation of cell population proliferation; negative regulation of TOR signaling. Lineage: Eukaryota; Metazoa; Chordata; Mammalia; Rodentia; Octodontidae. The transcript has 4 exons. The record is from RefSeq and is a predicted model, not a curated record. Gene Ontology annotation, cellular component: plasma membrane. Bases 102 to 2834 code for a protein of 910 amino acids.
CAGAAACGGCACGUUCAGAUUUCACCGGAGCCCAGAGGGAAAGCUUCAAAUAGCCAACCUGAAGUUUCAGCGUCCUCAGCCAACUCUCCAAAUCCUAAGUCAUGGAGGUGAAUCAGGAGACAUCACUCUUCUUGGUGAAGAUCUUAGAGGAGUUGGACAGCAAGCAGAGCACCGUGUCCUACCAGGACCUGUGCAGGUCUCUGUGCACCCGCUUCGAUCUGUCCCAGCUCACCAAACUGAGAAGCAUGCUUUACUACACCGCCUGUCUCGAUCCCAACUUCCCAGCCACGUUAUUCAAAGACAAGAUGAAAUCCACUGUGAACAACCAGCAGUCCAAGAAGAUCAUGGUGGCAGCAGAUAUCGUGACAAUAUUCAACCUGAUCCAGAUGAGUGGGGGCGCCGCCAAGGAGAAGCUGCCCACGGGCCGCCCCAAGGUGCGCAAGAAGGGGGCCUCCUUUGAAUCAUGCAGGUCAGACACAGAGGUCUGCGGUGUGGCUGAGUGUGAGCCCCUGACCUGUGAGCUGAGCGAGAGGCCCUUCGGCCGUGGCUACCCCACCCGGCAGUCAGCCGGGUGCCGGAAGAGGGACCGUGAGGGCUGUCCACAGUUCAUCCCCGCCUCCGAGCCCAACUUCCUGCUGGGUGUCAGCAAGGAGGGCAAGAGCAGGGCCUCCUCCCUCGACAGACUGCAGGCCCUGGCACCCUACCCAGUGGCCAGUCCACAACCCUGCGAGAUGCAGAGGACAUACUUCCCCAUGAACCUGGAGAGCGAGUCCGUGUCGGACCAGGAGCCCCUGCCUAUCAGCCAGGGCCACGAGGAGACCUUCAGCCCCGCCCAGGAGCCCUGUGUGGUCCCGUCCUGCGUGCAGAAAAGGAACAUCUUCAAGGAGGACUUUCACAACCUCCUGCCAGUGUCUCCCAGCUUGGUUGGGCCAGGCAGCAAGGCAGGGGGUGAGCACAGGGAGCCCCAGGGCCGGAAGGAGCACCACAAGCCACCCUUCUUCAAUCACAGCUUUGAGAUGCCCUACCACAGCCAGUAUCUGAACCCCAUGUACUCCCCUGUGCCCGACAAGCGGCGGGUGAAGCAUGAGAGCCUAGACGAUCUCCAAGCCUCUACCUACUUUGGCCCCACUCCAGUGAUGGGGACCCAGGACCCUAGGCACUGUCUGGGGAGGCCCAAGCAGACUCCCUGGCCGGCCAAGAGCUGGAGCCUGAAUGCCGAGGAGGUCCCAGACUGUGAGCGGUCCUUUUUCAACAGAAAUCCCUCCGAGGAGAAACUACACUACCCGAACCCUAGCAGCCAGACCCCCAACUUCUCAGUCCCAGACAGGCAUCCAGCUUACUUGAUGCCAAAGGAGCCACAGCCAAUUCUACCUGUCAGCUAUGCAGCCAAGCCCCAGGAGCUCUCCUCCCCCAUUGACCUGGAGAAGUGCGAACCUCCGAAGAAGCUCAAGGACAGGAGCACCGGCUGUAGCAGCCGGCAGGUCAGCUCUGACACCAGCAGUGUGGGCACGCAGACGGAGCAGCACACACUGGAGCCCAAGACGUGCAAAGAGCUAUGUGUGGCAGCCCAGGGCAAGUACGGAGACAGACACUCCGGGAAGCCCUCAGAUGAGGACUCCGAGGUCGUCAGUGACGACAUCAGUGACAUCUUCCGGUUUCUUGACGACAUGAGCGUCAGUGGCUCCACUGGGCUGAUACAGUCGUCCUGCUACAAUAGCACUGGGUCCCUGUCUCAGCUGCACAAGUCGGACUGUGACAGCUCCCCGGAGCGCAACCUUACCAGAAUCACCAGCAGGGGCCCCAACAGCAAGGCAGACAAGGGCAGCCGGCCUGAAAACCUGCACCGCUCAGAGGAGGAGCUGAAGACCAGCGUAUGCAAACUGGUGCUCAGGAUUGGGGAGAUAGAGCGGAAGCUUGAGUCACUGUCUGGCGUCCGAGAGGAGAUCUCCCAGGUCCUGGGCAAGCUGAGCAAGCUGGACCAGAAGAUGCAGCAGCCAGAGCAGGUACAUGUGCAGAUGGAUCUGAACUCUUUGACCAGCGAGGCCCCAUCUGAUGACAGCACUUCCCCCAGGGUGUUUCAUGCCCGUGACAGCACCCACACACCCAAGCUGGAGCCCAGCACGGAGUGGUGCUGCUCGGAUGCCAGCGGCAGCAACAGUGAGAGCCUGCGGGUCAAGGCCUUAAAGAAAAGCCUGUUCACUCGGCCUUCAUCCAGGUCGCUGACUGAGAACAGCGCCACUGAGUCCAAAAUUGCUAGCAUCUCCAACUCCCCCCGGGACUGGCGCACCAUCACCUACAGCAGCCGCGCGGGCCCCAGCGAGGAGGAGGUGAAGGAUGCCAGCCCAGGUGACACCAAGGACUGGCACCGGAAAUCCAAAGAGGCCGACAGGCAGUACGACAUCCCCCCACAGCACCGCCUGCCCAAGCAGCCCAAGGACGGCUUCCUUGUGGAGCAGGUGUUCAGCCCCCACCCCUACCCCACAUCCCUCAAGGCCCACAUGAAGAGCAACCCCCUGUACACAGACAUGCGGCUGACAGAGCUGACGGAGGUGCGGCGGGCACAGCCCUCCUGGACAGUGGAGGAUUUUGCGCGCCAUGCCGGGGACAAGAGCAAGCUGGCAGCCCUGGACCUGCAGACACAAGAAUCUUUAAAUCCAAAUAACUUAGAGUACUGGAUGGAAGACAUUUACACUCCAGGUUAUGACUCACUACUGAAACGGAAAGAAGCUGAGUUCAGGCGGGCCAAGGUCUGCAAGAUCGCUGCUCUGAUCGCCGCAGCCGCAUGCACGGUCAUCCUGGUCAUUGUUGUGCCCCUCUGCACCAUGAAGUCGUGAGCCCGAGGGCCGGCACUGUGUGCAGCACUGGCAGCUGGUGUCUUCCUCUGUAUUUUGAAAGCUUGCAGCUGUGACCACAGUUUACUGAAGUGAAGAUGAAAUCCUGGAAGCUUUCUGCAGAUGCUGAAGGUGGUAUUCAGAGUGUAUAUACUCUAGCGAGACAUCUGCCUAUUAGCUUUGACAUAAUUACACCCUUGAUGCAUUUCUAGAAGUGCAAUAUCUUUUCUUACCAAAAGAAUGUAAUGGACUAUCAGUAAACCCAAAUUGAAU